Fusarium sp. VM40 is the source of this 1383-nucleotide messenger RNA. The record is from the annotation of a GenBank genome assembly. NCBI's taxonomy places the organism in Eukaryota, Fungi, Ascomycota, Sordariomycetes, Hypocreales, Nectriaceae.
AUGGAAGAACUUCGUCUCUCUAUUCUCUGGAUUCUCUUCGCCCAACGACCAUUGGAGCCUGAAGAGUACUAUCACGCUCUUUGGUCUGAUUUAUCACCGGAGGAUCUGGCGAGUCUCGAGACGCGGAAACUCAACGUUUCAGAAGCAAAUGGUCUCUUCGAAAGAUAUGUCACAAGCUCUUCCAAGGGUUUGGCGGAAACAACCCAGUCUAAGAAGCCUACUGUGCAAUUCAUCCACGAGUCUGUGCGAGAUUUCCUCAUCAGAGAUAAAGGUCUCCAUGAAUUAUGGCCAGAUUUGGGACAAGACUGGGAAAGCCAAAGCCAUGAUAGACUCAAGUCGUGCUGUAACGCAUACAUCCUACGCCAACAAGCAGAGGGACCCAAGUGUACAUCAAACAGCCGAAAGUACAUGGUGAAAAAGUACCCGCUUCUAGAGUACGCCAGCCUAUUUGUUCUAAACCACGCCAAUGCUGCUGCCGAUGCAAUUCCGCAGUUACAGUUUCUGGACGACUUUCAUACGCCUGGCUGGAUUCAUAGUUACAACACCGUUGAGAGAGUCAGCACGCGAAAAUACGGCCAGGAUGUAGACAUUCUUUACAUACUUGCUGACAGAGGGCUUUCUCGCCUCAUUCGUGCAAGGCUUAUAGAUCAUCCCGAUAUCAACAUCGAAGGAGGGAGAUUUAGAUAUCCGCUCCUUGCUGCCAUAGCUAAACGCGACAAAGCGAGCAUAGUAGCUCUUUUGGGCGUAUCUUCGGAAAUCCACGAUGGCACUGACAUUACGGAUGAUCUUGAUUGUAAAUUGGAGACGAUACUGAACAACCACACUCCUUUGUCAUGGGCGUGUGAAAAAGGGAACCUCACCAUAGCCAAGUUACUCUCACAAAAAGGUGUUCACAUAGAUGAGACAAGCGGAGAAAGCCGGAGAUGCUUGGUAGGGGCUAUGGACAAUGGCCAUGUCGAGGUGGUAAGGUGGUUGGUCGAUGAGGGUGCACCCGUCGAAACCAAAGACAGUCUAGGCCACACGCUAUUAGAUUGGAGCUCUGCGAGAGGUGUUGUAGAUAUAUCGCAGAAGCUACUUGAUCGAGGAGCGAAGGUUGAUCUGAAUGGGACUGACCAAUCACUGUUGUUGGCAAUUGCAAAAUAUGGAAGGGAAGAUUCCUUGCAGCUGCUACUAAAUCAAGGGAUGAAGAUAGAAUCUAGAGAUGAAUCUGGCCGCACGCCACUCAUGCUGGCAGUUGAACGGGGACAUGUUGCUAUGGUGCAGCUCUUGCUUGAGAGAGGGGCGUGCAUCAACACUCCAGACUCCUACCGGGAAAGGCCGAUUUUUAUGGCUGUAUAUAAUCGUGCAGUUGCUGAUCAAUGGGGGAGCUGUCGUUGGUUCUGA